CCAAAGGGCUUCCUCUGCAGGAAAGGAAGGGAAAUGCCUGUGAGGAGGAGGCGGUGGCGAGCCCUGGCCAGUGCGCUGCGAUCAGAGCGGGACCCGACCAGCUGCCUCAGCCAGUCUGCCUUGCCAGGCUAAGCAUGGAUCGCGCCUCCUGAGCCGACACCCCCCCCGCCCCACACAUCCACUGCUGACUAGUUAUUCCCUCCCUUCUCAGCCCCACACCGACCCCGCUCCAGCUCCGGGAGGGAAGGAGGUGCGACCGACCCAGGCGUGCAGGACCAUGAUCUGAGGGCGGGAGACCUGAAAGUUGGGGGAGAUGAGCAACGCAGACUUCACAAAACCACCACUAGCACCAAAACCAAAGAUUAUCAGUCAUCUUUCUUCCGUGGCUGUCUCCAAAUUUCCGCCUUCAUUGUCAAGGCCUGAUAUUCUUCAUAAUCCAAACUCUAUGUCUAGGGGUCCAAAACCACCCAUUGCUCCCAAGCCAAAACUCUCAGCUGACACUGAGGGGAGGUCCAGUGUUUAUACCAACAAUAACUUAAAUAAAUUCACAAAUGGAAAACUGAUAUGUCCCGAUGGAGAGCUGUAUGAAGGAAAUCAAUGCAACAUUGAGUGCUCGGAAUCUGAGGCUGGUGAUGAAUAUAUCGUAGUUCCUGAAGCUCAGCUGACUGAUGACUUUGAACAUGCGCAUGACGAGUGUUUAGAGUCAUCUGCAGAGAAUGAGGUCUUAGAAACUCCAGAAGCAUCCGGGGAGGAAGAGGAUCAUAGCAUAGCUAAUGACGAGGAGAUCUGUAAUCCAGAAAUAACUGAAGCCGAGGACAUUGACUCUUCAGAUGCUGUGGAACCUGUGGAACCAGACUCAGAUGGAGCAACAGAAAUGAGAGGCUGUGACAGGUCUGAAGCACUUAGUCAAGUGUCUUCAGGAGCCCUUGAAGUAGAAGAUGUUGCUUCUAAGAAUAUGGAGGAAGAAGUGGACUGUGUAGAUGACCUCCAAAACUAUUUCAAAGGUGAGGCUGAGGAAACAUUUAAUAACCUCAAUCUGGUAAAGGACAAUAAUGAGUAUAACCUGGAAAACUGUAAGAUUUUGAAUGGAGAUGAGGACUUGAAGGGCAAUAUCUGUGAAGACAUUAUUCUAACACAUUUACCUGUAGAUGAUGAGCCAAUACCAGAAGAGAAUGAUGAACUGCCCCAAACUUUAGAAGAUGAGCUAUCAAACAAUGACACAGAAGUGAGUCCAGCAAACAGUGGUGACCUGGAUGAUAAUGCAGAGUUUGUACUGAGUACAGAAACGGAAUUAGUAAAUUAUGGUUGUGCAAAUUCUGAUAUAAUUCCUGAUGAUGUUGAUGAAGAAGAAACAGACAUUGGGUUAGGACUGAAAGAAAAUGAACCUGACGCAGAAGGGGAUUUGGGAGGUUCUAUCAAUGAAGCUGCAGCUGAAGAAGAGGAAGUAAGUCCAGAUAGCGACAAAGAAACAAAUGUGGAAAGGGAAGACUAUAUAGAUGAUGGGUACCAAACCAUUGAGAUGAAGAGUGAGGAGGAAACAUCAAAGACAACAUGUGAGGCUAGAGAAGACUCUGAAAAAGAGGAAGAAGUGGUGACGGCAGAGAAUAUAGAUGAUAGUUGUCAAAUUGUUCCGUUUGAGAGCGAAUGCAAUGAAGAUGUCAUUGACUCACCCCAAGAAAACUUAGAUGAUAAUUUGCAACUGGAAAGGACUUUUUUGAGUAAUGAUAGCCAGCUCUCUAGUCCUCAAACUGUUAGCGAGCCAGAGCUGGAAGGGGAAUCUAAACCAAAUGUGUUUGUUGAAGAUUGUGGUGACAAUGAAUGUGUCUUGGAAGAAUCUGAAUCAGAUGAGCAAGUUCUUGAAGGCAACAAGGUCAGUCAUAGUAGCUUUGAAGAAAGAUCCCCAAAUCCACCUGAACAAGCAUCAGUUGAGGAUAAAUACCAUACAGCGGAAGAAUUAGCUAGUUGUGAUCAAAGCAAAUAUAAAGCAGACUAUGAUAGUGAACAUGAGUCUAGUGAGUAUUUAGCAGUCCCUGAAGUGGUUGUUGUACCUGAGGAAGGAGAAACAACCAGUGAUUCUCUAGAUGAUCCUUAUGUGAUGCCCUCAGAGAAUGCAACCCCUCAUGUUAGAGAAGUGGUGCAGACUGAAUUAGAAGAUAUUCCAUGUGAUUACAGCAUAAGAGAAGAACUAAUUGUAGACACUGAAAACAACCUGCUAUCCAUUGAUCGAAAAAGUAUGGUCACUAGAACAAGGUCACUCUCUGGGAAAGUGCCUGGCUAUGUGCCAGAAACUGUUCCAGAAGAAACUGGACCAGAAACGGAUGUACAGUCCUCAAAUGAUGACUCUCUGACUGAACAUUUAACCAAUAACUUACCGCUCUUGGAAGGAAAACCAAUAGAAGUCAAUAGGGCCUUACCAGCCACGUCAAGACGCUUUAUUUUAUACCCACGGUCUUACUCGGUAGAAGGGAGAGAUAUGCCAGUCUCUGUUUACAGAGAAACUGAUGGCUCUACAUUGGAUGACAAUAGAAUAAAGAGGACAGAAGACAACCUCUUUUUGCCCUGUGUAAUUGGUUCUUCAGGUAGCUUUUCACAGAGGAAUCACCUUUCAUCAAGUGGUGUGUCCACCCCAUCCUCAGUUGUUGACAUACCACCUCCUUUUGAACUAGCCUGUAUCACCAAAAAGCCAAUCACUAAAAGUUCCCCCUCACUUUUAAUAGAGAACGAAUCUCCUGAUAAGUACACUAAGAAAAAGAAAUCAUCUUUUAAGAGGUUUCUCACCCUAAAAUUUAAGAAGAAGACAGAAAAUAAGGUCCAUGUGGAUGUUAAUGUUUCCUCUUCAAGGUCCUCUUCAGAGUCUAGCUAUCACGGGACUUCUAGGAUUAUGGAACUGGACAGAAGGAGCUUGAGUAGUUCACCUCAGCUAAAGUCCCAUACUGGGAAGCUGCGAGCUUCUGAGUCUCCCUCUACUGUUCUUUUCUACAAGGAUGGUAAAAGAAAGGGGAUCCCCAAAACCUUUAGCAGGAGUGUGUCGAGAGUGGAGUCCUUUGAGGAUCGAUCCAGACCUCCUUUCAUGCCACUUCCCUUAACUAAACCUAGGUCUAUUUCGUUCCCUAAUGCUGAUACUUCUGACUAUGAGAACAUUCCAGCUGUGAGCUCCGAUUAUGAAAAUAUACAAAUUCCUCCUCGAAGACCAACCAGAGCGGGAACUUUUACAGAAUUUUUUGAAGAUCCCAGUAGAGCAUUAUCUGCUGCUAAUGAGAAUGACGGCUAUGUGGAUAUGAGCAGCUUCACAGCCUUUGAGAACAAGCAGCAAACCACAGACCAGGAAACAGAAAGUGCCUAUACCGAGCCUUACAAGGUGUGCCCUGUCUCUGUGGUACCCGUGGAGGACGUCACAUCAGACGAGGAACAGAAGAGUUCAGAAGAUGAGGAGAGUAGCCAAGGGGAUCCCAGCCUCAUCCAUAAAAAAGAAGGACAGUCCAGAGCUUACCUCAUUGCCCAGGAGUUGGUGUCUUCGGAGAAAGUAUAUGUGGAGAUGCUCCGGCUGUUACAUGUGGAUUUCCAUGAAGCAGUCUUGAAAGUGCUGGGGGAUGAGGAUGAAAAUGAGAGGGAGGAGGUGAAGCUCAAGCAGGGCUUGAGUGAGAUCCCUGAAAUCUACAGACUACACCAGGAGAUACUGGGAGAACUGGAGGAAAGAGUCCUCAAUUGGGAGGAACACCAGAAAGUGGCCGACGUUUUUCUCUCAAGAGAAUCAAGGUUCAAUCACCACACAGCAUAUAUUAUGCAGUUUGAUAGGAAUUUGGCUUUGCUAGAUGAAACCUGCCUUAAAUCUUCCCAGCUGGCCACUGUCAUCCGUGAGUUUGAGCAGGAUCCUGGCGGCAGCCCCCUGAAUGUGAAACACCAGUUUUUGAAAGUGGUGCAGCGCAUAUUCCAGUACCGCGUGCUACUCACAGAUUACUUGAAUAACCUUUGUCCUGAUUCUGCAGAGUAUGAAGACACACAAGCUGCCUUACUCAUGGUCUCUGAAAUUACGGACCGAGCCAAUGACAGCAUGCAGCAAGGGGAAAACUUGCAGAAGCUGGUACACAUUGAGCACAGUGUCAGGGGGCAAAGCAACCUCCUCCAGCCAGGAAGGGAGUUUCUGAAAGAGGGAACACUGAUGAAAGUGUCUGGGAAAAACAGGCAUCCUCGGCAUUUGUUCUUGAUGAAUGAUAUUCUGCUGUACACGUAUCCCCAGAAGGAUGGCAAAUACCGACUGAAGAACACCUUGGCUGUGUCCGGCAUGAGGGUCAGCCGCCCAGUGACAGAAAAAGCCCAAAACGUCCUGAAGAUUGAAUACGCUGAACACUGCCUGACCCUGUCAGCAAGUUCAUGCUCUGAAAGGGACGAGUGGUAUAGCUGCAUCAGCAGAACCAUUCCAGAUGACUACAAAGCUCACAAUGCAUCUACCUUUCACAACAGUAUUGAGCUAAGGGAAAGACUGGGAAUAUCCUUGGGUGAGAGGCCUCCAACCUUGGUACCUGUGUCCCACGUCAUGAUGUGUAUGAACUGCGGCUCUGAUUUUACCCUCACUCUGAGACGCCAUCAUUGCCAUGCAUGUGGGAAGAUUGUAUGUCGAAAUUGUUCAAGAAAUAAGCAUCCCCUGACGUACCUCAAAGACCGACUAGCAAAAGUCUGUGACGGCUGCUACUCAGAACUGAGAAAAAGAGAGCGGCCAGUAAGUGUGAGCUUCCCUCCAACUUCAUCCAGGUUUUCAGGCAGUGCCUUCUCUUCCGUCUUCCACAAUAUUCACUACUCAUCCUUCAAGAAACAAAAGAAGAUCCCUUCUGCUCUUAUGGAGGUAGGACCAACGCUGCCUGAGAAAAGGUGGCAGCUUCAGGAGAGGGCUCUUCUAUCAGUGGCUAUCUCAGCAGGUGUAAGAGAGGCAAAAGGCACUGGAAGAAGCUCUGGUUUGUUAUCAAAGGCAAAGUCCUCUACACCUACACGGCAAGUGAGGAUAAAGUCGCCACAGAGAGUCUGCCUUUGCUGGGUUUCACAGUUGCCCCAGAAAAGGAGGAAGGAAGUACGGAUGCAGUUUUCCAUCUUUACCACAAGCAAACCUUGUUUUAUAGCUUCCGCUCGGAGGAUAACAAUUCAGCACAGAGGUGGAUUGAAGCCAUGGAAGAAGCAACCAUAUUAUAGCAGUAAUCAAUCAAGAGGACUUGGAAUAAACUCUCAGAUUUCUCUACAUUCCCAUCAGCCCGUUUCUGUUUCAAGAAGCUGAGUAGUGUAUUUCAAACCACCUGGCUAUACACACUGGAUAUGAACUGUUUCCAGAUUGCUAUCUUUCUUUUGCUUCCUUCAUUUUAAAUCCACAUUUUUUGCAAGUUGAAAACUUUAAAAUAGAGAAUAUUCAUGGUCCUCUUUAUGUCUGUGCGAGUUCAACCUGUGCUAUAACUCAUUCCCAUAAUCCCACAGUAAAUUAAGUUUUAACAUCAAGACAAGAAAUAGAUACAAAUUAUUUCUGAACUCACAUGGAAGUACUGGCUAACAGUAAGUAACAGGUUCAGUUUUACUUACCCUAGAGAACUAUCAACUUUCAUUUUGUUGGUUUUGGUGUCUACCAUGAAAUAAGAAAUAAUGCAGUAAACCACAGAUUCUCAUUUAAAGCACUUUAUUGUUUUAUUGUAUUACAGCUUCAUUUUUUUCAAUGUUUCCAAGGAAUUUUGUGGACUGAUUUACCACCAGUCCAUUAACAAGUGCCAGCAUGAAGUCGUGCACUGCAUACAAUAAAUUGCUUCCACAGACAAUGAACAAAUACAUGCAACGCACUAUGUAUGGUCUGCCAGUACUCCAAUGGCUAGGAUCCAGGGUGAUUACUUGCCAAUUUAUAAUUUUACAUAAAUCACUGUAUAAUUUAUUUAAUAAGUUUCAUUUCUUACCACUACAGUACUUUAAAAUGCACUACGGUAGCUCUCCAAACCCACAUGCUGAAUACCGUUUUCCCCUGUAGAUUGUAUCUGACUGAAAUCCAAAGGAUAUUUUAAUUUAUUGUAAGCCUUAAGACAGUUUUCAUUUGACACCGGUCGACUUAUUAGUGUUAGAUUAUUUAAAUAUCUGAUAGAAUCUUUUUAUUUUAAGAAGCCAUGUUGUUACUGCUUUGAUGACGUCUGAUAAAGGUCAUCAAAAAUUUAAUUCCUGUUACCAGCAUAUAGUAAUAGAUAUGCUGGCUGGCUGAAAAACACUUGUCCGAACAUGGUCUGUCCAAGUGCUUUGGAAUUCCUGUGGCUAAGUGCUGCUGUGCAGAUCCCCAGGUGCUGUACAUCAGCACAGCUCCACUGAAGUCAAUGGACCUAUGCUGAUUUACACCAGCUGAGGAUGUAGCCCUAUAGGUUGAGUUUUGUUUGGGGUUUUUUUUUAUAUAAAAGAGAAAAAAGCAAUGUUCUAAAUAUUGUAAUAAAAUGAUUUAAUGUCAUACACUUCUCCUAAUACUAGACUGAGGAAUAGACUGGCAGUUAUGGGAAAGUAGAUCUUUGUAUAGACUACAACAGUCAAAGAUUUACUUACAUUAAAAUAUGUUUUCAGGGGGAAAUGUUUUUUUAUUACUAGCAUUUUUAAUAUUUUUCUUCCGUAAUUUGCAUCAAAACCUGAAUUUCUGGUUCAAAUGGUGACUGGUUAGAAUUGUCCAUAUUUUUUAAACGUUUACAAAAUGUAUUCAGGUGAAACUAAGUAGUCAGUUCUGUUCACCAUUUGAAAAAAUAAUUACAAGUUUAAAAACAUCAAAUAUGGACCUAAUUGAACAGUGAAAUGCAGUUGUGUAAGUUUGUUGAUACAUCUCAGUCUCUGAUACUCUGUUGCAUAAAGCACAGUCAUAUGCAAAGAGGAAUUAAUUAUAAAAAGAAUAAAGCUUUUGUAUUAUCUUAAAAGUGGGUAAACUCCAAUGUUAACUCUGUACAUUUUGUGUUACAACUAUGGCCUUGCUUCCAUUAGACUGUAAAUGUUCUCUCUUGUUUUUUCAUUUUUUUCCCUUUAAAAAUCAUUUGUUGGAUUUGCACUGACAAAAACAAAGAAUGUUAAAUACAAAGUAUAACAGAUUUAAAUCACUAACCAAGGUUUCAAACAAAAAACUGUGCUACAAAUAACAGUAUUAUGAAGAUUUAGGUGCUGACAUUUAGGCCCAGAUCCUCAAAAGGUAUUUAGGCACCUAACUCUCCCACUGAAAUCAAUGGGAAUUAGGCCCCUAACUACCUUAAAUGAUCUGGGUCUUGGUGACUUGUAUGAAGUUUUCAGUAACUGACAGGAAAUGAAUACAUGAAAAUAUUUUAUUGUAAAAAAUAAAUACAGUGCUAUUAAACUUCUUGUUUUAAGUAAUGUGGAAAAAUUAAAAAGCAACAUAUAAUUCCA
Messenger RNA from Trachemys scripta elegans, 7383 nucleotides. RefSeq names its product FYVE, RhoGEF and PH domain containing 5 (gene FGD5). The coding region runs from base 314 to 5263 and encodes 1649 amino acids. The transcript has 21 exons. The record is from RefSeq and is a predicted model, not a curated record. Lineage: Eukaryota; Metazoa; Chordata; Testudines; Emydidae. Gene Ontology annotation, cellular component: cytoplasm. Gene Ontology annotation, molecular function: metal ion binding; guanyl-nucleotide exchange factor activity.